Messenger RNA from Sarcophilus harrisii (Tasmanian devil), 4041 nucleotides. It is a transcript of the gene SLC4A11, whose product is annotated as solute carrier family 4 member 11. The transcript has 22 exons. Gene Ontology annotation, biological process: monoatomic ion homeostasis; monoatomic anion transport; transmembrane transport. Bases 393 to 3218 code for a protein of 941 amino acids. The record is from RefSeq and is a predicted model, not a curated record. Gene Ontology annotation, cellular component: basolateral plasma membrane; plasma membrane. Gene Ontology annotation, molecular function: solute:inorganic anion antiporter activity. Lineage: Eukaryota; Metazoa; Chordata; Mammalia; Dasyuromorphia; Dasyuridae.
UAUACCUCCGCGGCCUUACAGACGGACGGGCAUCGCAGGGAGAGGGGCAAUGGCCGCAUCCCCCCCCGCCUCCCGCCUCCCACGGAUCCAGAUACACUCCGGAGCGCGCGCGCGCACGCGGCCCCCUCCCCUCCUCCCCUAGGCGGGCCGGGGGUGUGUCUCGAGGCUGGUAGAUCUCCCGCCUCCGCCUCCCCGCUCUGCCGGCCGCGAGCUCGGGAGCUCGGGAGCUCGGGUCAGACUGGUGCGACGGCGGGGCGCUGGAGGAGAGCCGCCGAGUCCCGCCGCUGUCCCGGCCCGGAGCCGCCCGGGCGAUGGGCUGACCCGGCAGGCAGGGGCCCAGGACCGCCAGGCCGGCGUUUCACCUCCAGCCGUGCGAGACUCCACCUGUAGCUAUGGCGCAGAAUGGAUACUUCUUUGAAGAAACUGUCAGAAGGUCCGUCAGUGAACCAGGUCAUCUGUCGCGCAGUUCAUCAAUGAGGAUCUCCAGCAAUGACUUGACUGCUCAGCCAGAGAGUCCAUCAGCCAGUCCGUCAGUCAGGAGAUCCAUCAGUCAGCCAGUCCAUUUACCGGGCAAUACAUCGGACAGUCAGGCAGGCAGGAACAACCAGAGCCCACCAGGCUCUUCCUCGGAGGCAUGGCCCCGGGUUCACUUACCGUCGCUUUUGCCCAUGCCCUCCUCCUCUGUCACAGAGGAAAAAAGAAGGGACGGCUCAAGGAGGAGGAGAACGCAUUUAGGAGGCUACCUCAAGUGUGACACAGAGGAUGGCGUCGAGGGAACAGAAGAAGAGCUCUUCGACACCGUCAACUCUUCCAUCGUGUCAGGAGACAGCAUCCGGUUCUUCGUCAACUUCAACCUGGACAUGCAGGCCAACCUGAGCGAGGACGCCAGUUCGGGCUGCGUGCUCCUGCACACUUCCAGGAAGUACCUGAAGUUAAAGAACUUUGAGGAGGAGAUCCGAGCCCACCGCGACCUGGACAGCUUCCUGGCCCGGGCCAGCAUCAUCCUGAACGAGACGGCCACAACACUGGACGACGUGCUCUGCGAGAUGCUGCGGCGCUUUUCCCAGGACCCAAACAACGCCGAGCCCGGCUUCAACUUCGACCGGAUCAUGGCCACGCUCUUCACGGACUCGGGGACGCCUCGAGAGGGAACUGUGCACCUCCUCUCCGACAUCAUCCAAGGCGUCACGGCCACCUUCACGGGGGUUCAGUACCAGCAGUCCUGGCUCUGUAUCAUCUGCAACAUCAAGUCGCUGCAGCGGCGCCAUGUGUGCAUCAGCCGCCUGGAGCGGCCCCAGAACUGGGGCGAGAACUCGUGCGAGGUGCGUUUCGUGAUCUUGGUCAUGGCGCCCCCCAAGACGAAAAGCACCAAGACGGCCACGGAGGUGGCGCGGACCUUCGCCACCAUGUUCUCAGAUAUCACCUUCCGCCUGCGGCUCUUGGAGACGCGCACCACAGAGGAGUUCAAGGACGCCCUGGUGCAGCAGAGACACCUCCUGACGGUUAUCAAGCCGCAGUCCUCGGUGCUCUCCCAGCGCGAGAUCUACACCCCGGUGAGGCCCCGGACACACGGAACCAAGGACCUGCAGUGUCACGACUUCCUGCAGCUGGGCAAGGGGAUCAUGGACGACGUGGCCCGAAGGUUUCCUGUGUACGCUCUGGACUUCACUGAUGGUGUGAUUGGAAGCAACAAGUCUUUGGGGAAGUACCUCACGACCACAAUCUUUCUCUACUUUGCCUGCCUCCUGCCGACCAUCGCCUUCGGUUCCCUCAACGAUGAGAACACGAAGGGAGUCAUUGAUGUGAAGAAAACGAUCGCCGGCCAGAGCAUUGGCGGCCUCUUGUACGCGCUGUUUUCAGGACAGCCCUUGGUGGUGCUGCUGACCACGGCACCGCUGGCCCUCUACAUCCACGUCAUCCGUGGCAUCUGUGAUGACUACAACCUGGAUUUUCAUGCCUUCUACGCCUGGACCGGGCUGUGGAACAGCUUCUUCCUGGCGGUCUAUGCCAUCUUCAACUUGAGUCUUCUCAUGAAGGUUUUCAAGAGGUCCACAGAGGAGAUCAUUGCGCUCUUCAUUUCUAUCACCUUUGUGCUGGAUGCCAUCAAGGGCAUGGUCAAAAUCUUCCAGAAGUACUAUUUUGGCGUGCACGUGAGCGAGUACGGGGAGGCGCACCUCUCCCAGUCCGAGCUGGGCCUUAACAGUAGCAUGCUGAUGAACUCUUCACACCCCGCGGACAGCGACGGGGAGCCGCCGGGCCGGGAGACGGCCCUCCUGAGUCUCAUGCUCAUGCUGGGUACCGUCUGGCUGGGUCACACGCUGUACCAGUUCAAGAAGAGCCCGUACCUCCACGGCCGAGUGCGGGAGGCCCUGUCGGACUGUGCGCUGCCCAUCUCGGUGCUCACCUUCUCCAUCGUGGGCUCCUUUGUCUUCCACGGAAUUAAGAUGUCCAAGUUCAGCUACAACCCCAGUGAGAGCCUGUUUGAGCUGGCAAAAGUGCAGUCGCUGUCCUUGGGCGCCGUGGGCAGUGCCAUGGGCCUGGGCUUCCUCCUCUCCAUGCUCUUCUUCAUCGAGCAGAACCUAGUCGCUGCCUUGGCCAAUGCCCCAGAGAACAGGCUGGUGAAGGGCACAGCCUACCACUGGGACCUGCUGCUGAUCGCCUUGAUCAACAUGGGACUCUCUCUGUUUGGCCUGCCCUGGCUGCACGCGGCCUACCCCCACUCGCCGCUGCACGUGCGGGCGCUGGCCUUUGUGGAGGAGCGAGUGGAGUUCGGGCACAUCUGUGAGACGAUCGUGAGUGUGAAGGAGACGCGCCUGACCACGCUGGGGGCCAGCAUCCUGGUGGGGCUGUCGCUGCUGCUGCUGCCCUUCCCCCUGCAGUCCAUCCCCAAGGCCGUGCUCUAUGGACUCUUCCUCUACAUCGCCCUCACCUCCCUCGACAACAGCCAGCUCUGCGAGAGGAUCGCCCUCCUCCUUAAGGAGCAGACAGCGUACCCCCCCACGCACUACAUUCGCCGGGUGCCGCAGAGGAAGAUCCACUACUUCACAGGCCUGCAAGUGCUCCAGCUGCUGCUGCUCUGUGCCUUUGGCAUGUCGUCCCUGCCCUACAUGAAGAUGAUCUUCCCCCUCAUCAUGAUUGCCAUGAUUCCCAUCCGGUACAUCCUGCUGCCCCGAAUCAUUGAAGCCAAAUAUUUAGAUGCCAUGGAUGCAGAGCACUGAGGAGCCCCGGACCCAAGUCUCUGCCUCCGCCCUCGGGUGCCCCACUGCCCUGGCUCAGGUGGAGCUGCGCUGCUUCGCUUCUCUGCCCACCCUCCCACUCUGAGCCCCUCAAGUCUCUACCUCUGUCUUUUCCACAGCUGAUUUUCUCUUUGUAUCUGUCCCUCCCCAAGGGCUUUGCUUCCCGGGGUUCCCUGAGGCCAGGCUGCUCUGGGGGUCACUGGGAGGGAAGGGCCUUCCUCUGCCUCUGCUCCAGCCCCCAGUCAGGGAGGAAAGCUUCUGGCUUCGGGCAGUUCAUGCAAGUUAAGUCCCCAUGGGGCAGAGAGUGGGGGCGCCAGCAGGCCCAGCGGCCAGGGCAGCCAUUCUCGGCCCUCGCGCUGCGCACGUGCGCCUGAGGGGUUUUGCCUUUGACAAUCAGUUAUGCUCCCCAUCAUUUGGGCUUUGGCCACGCAUGCACAUCCGACUUAACUCGGGCUCCUGGGUGAACGUCCCUCAGUCCUGCAGGCCCAGGUCGAGAGGGUUCCCCGACCCUUCCCUCCCCCCUGGACAGGGAGAGGGAAACCCCAGCCAGAGUAGUAUUUCCUGGCAGCACAGGCCGGUGGGCUCCGCACGAGCACAUGUGCGCAUACCCUCCACCCCCUCAUAGGAGCAGGGGCCAGGCCCAAGAACUAGGUCUCCCAUUGCAGGCCUGGGGGACUCCAAGCUGAGCAGUGUGGAUUUUCUUUUGAUAAAAGAGUCACUACUGGAAGAGAAAUGAUUUCCUUGAUUGUGUAAGGAACUCGCUGUGAGCAUUGCAGAGAAUAAAGCUUCUGUUUCUACACUUCUA